AAAAUUGGAACGGAAUCGCUCGUUUAUUUCCGAUUGGUCGACCUCCCACCACGCUUUUCUCCCGUUCCGAUCUUUCAAUCUGUGUGUGCGACCGCGUUUCCUGAGAAACACAGAACAGAGCGCAGGAGAACGAAAAGUUUUUGAACCGUAAAAUACAGAAGCAAACUUGCGAUAUAAAGUAAAAAACAAAACAUCCACCAUCUCUGAAGAUAAAAUUGAAAAAAAAAAAAUGGAAGAAGCAACAGGUGCUUUAAAGGGGUACAAUAAAAGAACUCUCACCGUUAAAACACGAGAGGCUGCGGGAAAACUGUCGGACACCACGUUACUUAAUUCCUCUAUUUCAAGAAAUGUAACCACUCGAAACAGAAACACGACAUUAAACGACACUCGAGCGUCGAAAAUGCCAAGUAAAAAAAUUGCUUCGAGCAGACUGUCAAUUAUGCCGUCACAGUUGCCGGUAGAUAUUCAAAAGAAAAUUGAUGAUGAAAAGAAAGAGGUGGAACUCGGACUUCUGUACGAUGAAUAUCUACAAGCCAUGAUGACGGAUUUGAUAGUGAAGAGGAUGACGGAGGAGAAGAAGCAGCUAAUGGCCGCGCAAUUGGCCACUGUGGCUCAGGAGAUGGAUCAGGACAUGGAAAAACUGAUCAAGAUCACCAGAAGGAAACGUGACAUAGUGAGCUUGAGCUCGGCACAAAGAGAAACAGACAAGCAAUUGGCUGCGGUAACGAAAUGCACCAAGAACGAAACGUUUAGAAAUUUGAAAAAUGUACUGUCUAAGCUGGAAACCCUCCUGGAACCACUGAACGUGUUGCGAUGUAACGGCAUGAUACUUCCUCAAACCGAGGACGGGUGGAAAGACACUCAGGAAGUGUUGGCAAGAUGCUCGAACACCUUGAAAAAUAUCACAGAAAUAAUUGGUCCGAAUGGUGAAGCACUUUGCGCCGUCAAUACAGAGUUGAAGAAUUUGACUGAAACUUACAAUGAGAUAGAAAUUAUUCAAAAGAAGAUGGAAAAAGCACUUUGUCAUUUACAGGUGGCGAUAUUGAAAAAUGCUUUAUUUAAUUAAAUGGUGAUGUUAAAAAUGCUUCACUUUCCUUGAUACGAUGAAGGUCUUAAAAAACAAUUCUGUGAAAUUUGUAUAUUACGUGUGUUUGCACGUUACAAAGAAUGUAAAAUAUUUAAUUAAGAUGUUUUUGUCAUAAAAUUUGUAAUUUGCUUAAACUAUAAAUAAAACCAGCUGUUUUUACGUUUCUACA
This is a messenger RNA of Pseudomyrmex gracilis, 1256 nucleotides long. RefSeq lists its product as uncharacterized. The coding region runs from base 230 to 1066 and encodes 278 amino acids. Lineage: Eukaryota; Metazoa; Arthropoda; Insecta; Hymenoptera; Formicidae. The transcript has 5 exons. The record is from RefSeq and is a predicted model, not a curated record.